This is a messenger RNA of Pichia membranifaciens NRRL Y-2026, 2317 nucleotides long. RefSeq lists its product as hypothetical. Gene Ontology annotation, biological process: intracellular signal transduction; protein phosphorylation. Gene Ontology annotation, molecular function: protein serine/threonine kinase activity; ATP binding. Bases 204 to 2024 code for a protein of 606 amino acids. The transcript has a single exon. Gene Ontology annotation, cellular component: cell cortex. The record is from RefSeq and is a predicted model, not a curated record. Lineage: Eukaryota; Fungi; Ascomycota; Pichiomycetes; Pichiales; Pichiaceae.
GAGGGUAGGAGGACCUGCUACGUGUACGUAAGGUCGGUAGAAGCUCCUGUUGUCAGCGGUUCGGGUGAAGAGAGAUUUUACCGAAGAGACAUCCAGCAUUAAGGGAAAAACUGACAACUGUUGGCAGAUAAAGAAGGGAAAAAGCAGCAAGUUUGCACAACAAAAGAAAGCAAAAGAAGAUAAAGCCAGGAAUCAUCCGCAGUAUGAAUCACUCUCACAAUGGUAUUGGCUUUCCAACGUCCAACAACGUCAGCAGCCGGAAACCCUCGAGCAGAGAUCACACGGCAAAUAUCGACACGGACAUGGCUGAUGCACCGCCCUCUCUCAAGAGCCCCGGGCUACACGAUUACACAACGCCUCCAAUGCAGACGCAAAUGACGUUUGAUGGGAACAGCACCAGUGAGAAAAGAUACGGCGAGAUCCAGAACUUGCCCACACCGUUGGUGUUUAACAAUUCCCGAGCCAAAAUACGUAAAUAUUCGUUGGCCAGCCCGACAUUCUCAAACGAGCAUGUGUUUCCCAUAAGCGAGUCACCCCAUGACGCUGAUUACGAUGAUACUAGUGCCACUAGUGACAAUGUUGAUGUAAGGAUGGGUGGUGUUGGUUACGACGACUGUAAUACCGACGGCAGUUCAAGCGUAGAUGUGGAGAAUGGCUCUCCUUCCUGUUUACGCAUACCUAAAGCCCGUCAAAAAAACAUGGAGACAAAAAAAGUCCUAGCAGACAAGAACAUAUCGAAUAACGAGAGAUACUUCUCUGAGUUCAGGGUAAAGCAAAGAAUUCCUUCAAGUGAAACAUCCCCACCAAUAGUGAACACAUUCGAGGAUAUCACCAGGCAGCGAUCAUCAUAUAGUCCCGAGAGGGCCUCUUUACUGCCCAAAAUUAGACCGGUAGAUAGAGUUGUUUCUUUACCCUUUCAUGAUAGUUUUGCCCAUCAUUCUGCGGAUAAAGCUGAAAGAAAAUCCAAGAAUAUAAAUCCUAAAGUACCGCAAACUGAGCCUUUACCAAAAUCAACAGUAGAUCCUAAUUUCUCCACCAAUUGCCUGAUUCAGUUGCACAGUAUUGACGAACCAGUACGACCUCAAUAUUGGAAGCUUUCCACUGAAAUCGGCAAAGGAUCUUUCAGUAAGGUGUAUCUGGCGGAUGACGGCAAAACUGCAAUCAAAGUCACAGACAUAAGAUGUAGCAAUGAUGGCACCCAGUCGAACGAGCUACGAUUACGGAUUCAAAACUCCUUGACUAGGGAGCUGGAAAUAUUAAGAGUGCUGGACCACCCCAAUAUAAUUAAACUUAUCGGAACAGAUUACGACACAGAUCGGAGUACUCCAAUGGAGAAGAUUACAAUGGCGAUCGAGUAUUGCAAAGGUGGAGAUUUAUAUAGUUUUAUUUUGGACUAUAGAUCCGAAGUAUCGUCUGAGUUAAUCAGAUGUAUCUUUGCCAACAUAGUGUCUGCCAUUUCAUACAUGCACAAAAUGGAUGUCUGUCAUCGAGACAUCAAACUCGAGAACAUUUUGUUGAAACACUCUCAGUUAGAAAUAUUGAAUUAUGGAACCGCCUUGGCAGUAAAGCAUAAUCCAAUUGCAGUUCUCUCAGACUUUGGCUUAAGCAAGAAGAUCGAUCCUUUAAAUCCAAUGUUAACCACACGAUGUGGGUCUGAAGAUUACGUCUCUCCUGAGUUGCUACUCGGAAUGCCUUAUGACGGUAAACAAAACGAUUGCUGGUCACUUGGGGUUGUGCUAUACACAAUGCUCGAAAGCAGAUUGCCUUUUGAUCCAUUGCCAAAUGAGCGUGAAAACAGAUUGAAAAGAAAGUCUAAACCUGCACAUAGAAUAGCGAUGAUAUUAUGGGAAUGGUAUGUUAUGAAAGAUUUCAAACUGAGUGAAGAAUAUGGGUCGGCGAAACAGAUUGUAAAACAGUUGCUAGCCAAGAGAAAUAAACGUGCCACUAUUGAUGAAAUACAGGAGAAUCCCUGGUGUGCACCUUACAUUAUCAAGUCAAGUAAAGACAAUGGAGUAAGCGAAUAGUCCACCGCAGAGGCACAGAUGUCAGUUGCUAAUGAGAAGUUAAUGGUAAGCGAAAAAGGGUCGACAAAGUACUUAGUUUAUAAAUCUAUUCAUUCGGGUUCUAGGUUUUAUAUGUAUAACCAUCUUCUAUCUAUAGAUGGACAACAAAUGUCGAGUAACUGACAAGUCACAGUAUAUCUGAGUGAAAGAGAAGAAAAGGGAGAGAAAAGUAAGUAGGAAAAACGCAAAGCUAAUUUUAAAUAGCAAUUCUUGUAAACUAAAGUAAAAAAUAAUUGAGAUAGUAAAAACAGUUU